Messenger RNA from Sphenostylis stenocarpa, 1242 nucleotides. The record is from the annotation of a GenBank genome assembly. NCBI's taxonomy places the organism in Eukaryota, Viridiplantae, Streptophyta, Magnoliopsida, Fabales, Fabaceae.
AUGGCUGUUGCUGAGAAUGUUGGGGCAAAAAUCGGCUCUUCGAAUCAGAGUUUGGAUAGCGGUAUAGUGUCUGCGGAAGCGAGUGAGGUCGAGAAAACGAGAAGCGAUCAGAAUCUGGACAACGGGCAUCAAGAGAGAGUUCCCAGCUCUAUGACAGUUCCUAACGGAAAUUACAGCUAUAAAACUCAGAUGCACGCAAAUGGGAUGAACAAAGAUGCGUAUGGUAUGAACGGGGUUAUGAGUGGGGAGAAUGGGGGUGAGAGUUUCAAGCGUGACAUGAGGGAUUUGGAAGAGCUUUUGUCAAAGCUGAACCCCAUGGCUAAGGAAUUUGUGCCCCCAUCCCUAACCAAUACUCAUGGUUUUUUAGCUGGACCAAAUGCUGGGUUUGGUUACACUAACAAUUUUAUGCUGCCUAAUAAUUUUGGCAAUACUAAUGGACAAACUAACAAUAGAAGGAGGAAGAAUGGCUAUAAUCCUGGGAAGCGAAGAGUGAAUCAUAAAAUGGAUAUGGAGAAAAGAGAAGAGAUGAUUAGGAGGACCGUUUAUGUGUCUGACAUUGAUCAACUGGUUACUGAAGAGCAGUUGGCAGCACUCUUUCUGAACUGUGGCCAGGUUGUUGAUUGCCGUGUAUGUGGAGAUCCUAACUCUAUUCUUCGGUUUGCAUUCAUUGAGUUUACAGAUGAAGAUGGAGCAAGGGCUGCCUUGAGCUUGUCUGGUACCAUGCUUGGAUAUUACCCGCUGAGAGUGCUGCCUUCAAAAACUGCCAUCGCACCUGUGAAUCCAACAUUUUUGCCUAGGUCUGAAGAUGAAAGGGAGAUGUGCUCAAGAACAAUUUAUUGCACAAAUAUCGACAAGAAGCUUACUCAAGCAGAUGUCAAACACUUCUUUGAAUCUAUUUGUGGAGAGGUUCAGCGCUUGAGGCUUCUUGGGGAUUACCAUCAUUCAACUCGAAUUGCAUUUGUUGAGUUUGCACUGCCAUGGGUAGAAACUGUAAAUAUGUCUCUCAUCAACAGAUUUGAUGAAGAUUUGGUCUCUUCUCAGUCUUCUCACGCAAUUUCAAACUCACCUCAACCUCCUGGUCUUCAAUUCGAUGGAGCCAUACUCAAACUUGCUGUUGACUCUGCUGAGAGUGCAAUUGCUGCCCUGAGCUGUAGUGGUGUGAUAUUGGGUUCACUGCCUAUAAGGGUAAGUCCAUCAAAGACACCUGUCCGCCCUCGUGCUCCCCGAUCCUCUGUGCACUGA